Xiphophorus couchianus (Monterrey platyfish) is the source of this 1829-nucleotide messenger RNA. RefSeq names its product 5-hydroxytryptamine (serotonin) receptor 3B (gene htr3b). The record is from RefSeq and is a predicted model, not a curated record. Gene Ontology annotation, molecular function: transmembrane signaling receptor activity; extracellular ligand-gated monoatomic ion channel activity. Gene Ontology annotation, cellular component: postsynaptic membrane. The transcript has 9 exons. Lineage: Eukaryota; Metazoa; Chordata; Actinopteri; Cyprinodontiformes; Poeciliidae. Bases 99 to 1538 code for a protein of 479 amino acids. Gene Ontology annotation, biological process: monoatomic ion transmembrane transport.
UAUCAUUCAUAUCAUCUUACCAUCGCUGUGGGAAAUCAAUACCAAACCAAAAUGUCCGCACAACUCCGCAUAUUGUUCCUGAACGCCUCUCAGUUUGCAUGCAGCUGAACGUUUUUGUGGAUAUUUCUGCUGUUAACAAAGGGAACUUUUGGAUGGCUGGUUCUGGCAUGAUGAUUCUGGCUCGGAUCGUAUUGUUUUUAUCAGUUAAUCUGGCUGAAUGCGUGCCAGAGAAGCCAAAGAGAUCCGCUCUGAACCAGCUGACCCGAACCCUGCUGAGGAAAUAUGACAGUGGAGUUCGACCUGUCCACAACUGGACCAGCUCUACUACGGUCUACAUAGACCUCAUACUGCAGUCUGUCCUCGAUGUGGAUGGAAAGACCCAGAGCAUUACUACAAGCAUUUGGUACAGACAGAUCUGGAGGGAUGAGUUCCUCGUCUGGGACCCGGAGGACUUUGACGGCAUCACUGAGCUCUCUCUCUCCUCUGACGCCAUCUGGGUGCCUGACGUCAUCGUCACCGAAUUUGUGGAAGAGGGAAAGUCCCCUCCCAUCCCCUACGUUUACGUCAACUCGUCUGGUUCUGUGAGGAACUACCGGCCGAUCCAGGCGGUGCUGGCGUGCAGCUUGGAGAUGUACGCCUUUCCUUUUGACAGGCAGAACUGCAGCCUCACCUUUCGCAGCUGGCUUCACUCAGUGAAAGAAAUCGACCUGGCUCUGUGGAGGAGCGCAGAGGCCAUAGCGGGCGAUAAGAGGGAGUUCAUGAACGAUGGCGAAUGGGAACUGCUGUCCGUUCCAUCCCAGUACUGGCAUAUCCGCCAAGACAACGCCGACUAUGCUCAGAUCCAGUUCAACCUGCUGAUCCGCCGGCGCCCCCUGCUGUACGUGGUCGGCCUCCUCAUUCCCAGCAUCUUCCUCAUGCUGGUGGAUGUGGUGAGCUUCUGCCUGCCUCUGAACAGCGGAACGAGAAUCGCCUUUAAGAUCAGCAUUCUGCUGGGUUACACCGUCUUCAGGGUCAACCUGACAGACGAACUGCCCGCCACCGCUCUCAGGACUCCUCUCAUUGGUGUGUUCUUCGCGGUGUGCAUGGCCAUGCUGAUGCUCAGUCUCAUCAAGUCCAUAUUGGUGGUGAAGCUGCUGCAUCACAGCGAGAAAGAGGUCAAGCAAAUGUCACUGUCUGCCUGCCUGCUGGACCGGUACGGCUCAGCCGGCCACAGCCUCAGCGAGAGCGCUUUGACCUCCAUCAAAACCCUCGACAACAUCUGCGCGCCUGGAGAUUAUGAGCUUGAAAGCUCCCUGGAGGAAGAUCUCCUGUCCCUGAAUGACGUCCCAGAUCCUCCCUCUGGCCUGGAGUUUCUUCUCCAGGAACUGGUUUCCCUUCGGAUGGCUUUUUCCCAGGAGGACAGCGAGUCUUCAGCUCAGGCCGAAUGGCUGUCGCUCUGCCUGCGGCUCGACCGCUUGCUGUUUCGCCUCUACCUGCUGGUUUUAGCCGUGUACACCGGUACGCUGCUGCUGCUGUGGGCCAGAUGGAGCUUCACUUGAGCCAGCAGCACAUUGAGGCCCCGGCUCCUGAAAUAUGAUCAACUUGGUGGUUCGGUUCAACCAGUACCACUGAUUGGGAAACUCAUUCAGAAGAGAAGUCAUCUAAUUUAGACAAACUCACUGUAAAUGGUAUUACUAAGUCAUAGAUUUUAUAAACAAUUAUCUAAAAGUUUUGCAUUUCUUUUUUUUCCUAAAAGAAUGACCAUGUUUUAGAGGCUCUGAACUCCCUAUUAUUGCAAAAAGUGAUUGAACAAGAGCUUUUAGAUGCUCUCAUUGACUCCUUCUACAAUU